CUCCUCCCAAAUACCAGCUCAGCUCCUAUUGACCAGGGUCUUAUUGUUCUAGCACGCGUUCCAUCGCCUAGCCGACCGUUCCGAGACAGUAGAUUCGACCAGGAUAUGCGCCGGUCGGCCACGACAUAACGCGAGACACAUCGGCACACGGCGUCACACCAUCACCACACCGACCGACCGCAGGCCUCUCCUAUGGACAACAGCCUCGAAGUCGACCGGCUAAUCGAGCAGCUGUCGGCCGGCUUCGACGCUCUGCAGCAUGAAUACCAGAAGCUGUUUGGGAGUCACUCCAUCCUGGAACGGAAACUUGCGACCGCGAGAGAGCAGUACAACGAGCUCGCGAAAUUCUACUGCGCCAACGAGACUGCGACGCCACCACUGAGCCUCAUCUCCUCGGCCGGAGGCUCGAAAGACAAAGGGGUUGUGCCAAAGACGGCAGCAGAAAUACUGGACAGGAGCAGCGACGAGAAAUCGCGCCGGGCAGCGAACAAAGUGCGGACGGCCAUCAUCGCAGCUAACGGCUUGAGACACGCUGUGCCCGAAGUGCCAGACGCAGGAGUAAAGAUCUGGUCCGGCCCAGCAGCGGACAACCCAGAUGCCUCGAGCUCUUUGAUGCCCAGCAUCGCGGAAUCACCUCUCGAACAAGACUUUACUGUGGAAGGGAAGCCGAGCAAGUUGGGUUGUCCGUUUGCGAGCAUGGCCAAGAAGAAGUUGAGUUCGCACGCCGCUAGUGUGCUGAGCAGAUACGAACGAAAUGGAAGCGGCGGCAGUGUGGUGACGGGGAGCACCUCGACCAACAACGCAAGUCGUGUCAAUGGAAGAGAGAGCUUUUCGAAGAGGCGGAGCAGGAGGGCGAGCAUGAUUGACCCGAUCAAGGCGGAGAUCUGUGGCCUUUCCGAUCACACGGGCCCAUCCCCACACUAUGAAAAAGCACCCAGUCUUGUCGCUCCGAGCAAAGGUCCCACCGACAAAUUACAGAUUGAGAGCGUGGAAGGUGGCGUAUGUCCCAUCCGCUUCCUUGAUCAGCAUUCUCCCGAGGAAGUUGCCACCUACUUUGAGAAACACAAGCACGAACUUCCACGAAGUCAUGAAGUGUGCGUCAUGCGAUAUCAGAGCAAUGAAGAACAGAUCAAGGAACUGGACGCCAAGUAUGGUAAUCUUGUCUCUAUGAUUCAGGGACUUGGUCAACGACACAAAGAAAUGCUGCCAGAAGACAUUGUCGUCGAGGACGAGGAAGACGAUGUCGACGGCAGUGAAAAGGCUCUGAGUGAUGAGAAGAUCCGGAAGUGGGCGAAAAGUGUCAGCGCACAAGCACCCGAUGCGGAGGUGGAGGUAGAAGAGCAAACAGAGGAACGUCUACCUCAUUUCGAACGACCCGUGCGAGACAUUCGAGUGGGAGAGUCGCCGAGUCGUCCCUGGGGCAUACAUGUCCCGGCGAAGUACGCAGACGUUGCUGGUGAUGUGGAAAGCGGAGAUGAGAUUGGCAGUAAGCCUGCACGAGUCAUCUCUUCACCAGCAGCACUACAGCAGCAACCCGCAGCUAUUGAUGCAACAGGCACCAACCCCAUGCCCAAGAUGAGUGGUGGAGCUGGCAAAUGUCCUUUUGAUCACAAGGAGAUGAAAGCCGGCGCAGGUAUGGGCGCUGCCUUUGCUGCUGCUGCUGCUGCCAAGGACGGUGCUGCGCAUGGCAAGCCCACCAUAGCCGAACCCGCCGUACCGCCAGAAGCAAGUCGAGCUCCGCCAGACCAGAAAACAGCACCGUCGCCAGCCGAAGCGUUGUCGCACCUCCAGCAACCGACGAUCGUGAUCAAUGGUCCUGUCUUUUUUGGUUAUUCGCCCGAAGACACCAUUCGGAUCUUGAAGGAGAGCGGACUGAAAGUCAGUCAGUAGGGAGAGGAAGAGUAGACAACAGUAUGAGCACGGAGAGAAGGAGGGUCAUAGUAGGAAAGGUGUCAUGCGGCGCGAUGGAUGAUCUAUUCGAUGAUUAUUCGAGGUUUUGUCAUUGCGUUCUGAGCGUCAGCCACCUGAAAGCUGAAAGCCCUGCUAGGCGGCUGCAUUUUUUGGGGGGAUCCUGAGUAUCAUGUCAUUUAUUUUUUGAGACGAAGACAAGAUUUUACGAGCCUUAUGAUAGUAAUUCAAUUCAAU
Messenger RNA from Sphaerulina musiva SO2202, 2145 nucleotides. RefSeq lists its product as uncharacterized. The coding region runs from base 193 to 1890 and encodes 565 amino acids. Lineage: Eukaryota; Fungi; Ascomycota; Dothideomycetes; Mycosphaerellales; Mycosphaerellaceae. The transcript is spliced from 2 exons. The record is from RefSeq and is a predicted model, not a curated record.